Molecule: messenger RNA, 1310 nt
Organism: Suncus etruscus (white-toothed pygmy shrew)
Lineage: Eukaryota; Metazoa; Chordata; Mammalia; Eulipotyphla; Soricidae
Gene: SIAH2
Product: siah E3 ubiquitin protein ligase 2
Exons: 2
Coding region: 16-1029 (337 amino acids)
Biological process (GO): multicellular organism development; proteasome-mediated ubiquitin-dependent protein catabolic process
Cellular component (GO): cytoplasm
Molecular function (GO): ubiquitin conjugating enzyme binding; ubiquitin protein ligase activity; zinc ion binding
Source: RefSeq, a predicted model, not a curated record
GCGCGGCGGAGCGCGAUGAGCCGCCCGUCCUCCGCCGGCCCCGGCGCUAGCAAGCCCUGCAGCAAGCCGCCGCCGCCCCAGCACAGCAGCGCCCCGUGCCCGGCUGCGCCCCCGGCCGCCGCCACCAUCUCGGGCGCGGGCGCCGGCUCGGCCGCGGUGCCCGCCGCGGCGGCGGCGGCGGCGGCGGGGGUGAUCUCGGGCCCGGGCGGCGGCGGGGCCGGGGGCGGCGGAGGCGGCGGGCCCGGCCCCUCGGCGUCCCCGCAGCACCACGAGCUGACCUCGCUCUUCGAGUGCCCCGUGUGCUUCGACUAUGUGCUGCCCCCGAUCCUGCAGUGCCAGGCCGGGCACCUGGUGUGCAACCCAUGCCGCCAGAAGCUGAGCUGCUGCCCGACGUGCAGGGGCGCCCUGACGCCCAGCAUCAGGAACCUGGCGAUGGAGAAGGUGGCCUCCGCCGUGCUCUUCCCCUGCAAGUACGCCACCACGGGUUGUUCCCUCACACUGCACCACACGGAGAAGCCAGAGCACGAAGACGUCUGCGAGUACCGGCCCUAUGCCUGUCCCUGCCCCGGUGCCUCUUGCAAGUGGCAGGGCUCCCUGGAGGCGGUGAUGUCGCAUCUCAUGCACGCGCACAAAAGCAUCACCACCCUGCAGGGAGAGGACAUCGUCUUCCUGGCCACGGACAUCAACCUGCCGGGCGCUGUGGACUGGGUGAUGAUGCAGUCGUGCUUUGGCCACCACUUCAUGCUGGUGCUAGAGAAGCAAGAGAAGUACGAGGGCCACCAGCAGUUCUUCGCCAUCGUGCUGCUCAUCGGUACUCGCAAGCAGGCCGAGAACUUCGCCUACCGCCUGGAGCUCAACGGCAACCGGCGGAGACUGACAUGGGAGGCCACACCGCGCUCCAUCCAUGAUGGCGUGGCCGCCGCCAUUCUCAACAGCGACUGCCUGGUCUUCGACACGGCCAUCGCCCACCUCUUUGCGGACAAUGGCAACCUGGGCAUCAAUGUGACCAUUUCCACCUGCUGCCCAUGACUCGGGUUUUUCUGGAGACUUUUUUCUUCCAACUUCACAGCCCAGAACCCUUGCACCUGGCCUCCCACCCAGCGACCCAGAUCCGCAUUGCCCUCAGCCCAGCGAAGCCCCUUCAGCGACGUUGGAUGGGGCUAGCAUAGGUUUAGGCAUCUCCCUGGGUCGCUAGAUUUGUGUUUCUUUCCCGAGGGCCACGGGGGGUGCCUGUGAUCAACGUGUUCAGAAUGGGAGGCGCCUGCCCACCACCUGCCUUGCCCACCUACCCAGGGGGCCUCUUGGUGGGG